ACAAGUUUCAAAACUUUCAAACAGGGCAGACAGACAGAGAGACAGAGAGUCGGACGGCCCGUGUGACAGAGAGGAAUCAAGCUUUGGACAAACCGCUGCACCACACACUCCAAACAAGAACUGUUGUCUUUUGAGAAAGAAAAAAAAAGAGUGAAGAAAAGAAAGAGGCAGAGUCAUUGUGGAUCAUUUUCAGGGGGAAUAUCCUGCACCACAUCUUGUUUGUUUUCUCUUUCUUUCUCGUCUUCCCCCUCCUCUCAGAUCUCGAUGCUUUGCUUUGGGAUUUGUGCUCCAAAUCCAUCAGAUUCCUCUCUUGAUCUUUCUCUUUGUCAUCUGAAACAUUUUGAGCUACAAAUUUUUUCCAGAACUUUGCAACCCAACAAAGUGAAACAGACGUUUGCAGAAUUUCACUUGGACUAAAAGUUGAAUCCAAGCCCGGUUCUGGAAUGAAUUUAACCGAGCCCAGCUUGUCUAGAGAGACUCUCCUGCAUGCCAGCCGGAUGUCCCUCGGGGGCCCCUGGGUAUCCGGGACCCCGAGCCCUGCUUCUGAUUCUGAAAUGGGCUUUGAGCAGAACCUCUCCGGGGACUGCAGCUCUCCCGACGGCCUCGGAAGCGGGAGCAUGAGGAGGACAGAGCCAAGGAUUUCUCUGACGCCCAGUUCAGGGGGACAGAGUCCGGACCUGAGCCAGGCUGGAGGUGUGUCGGCGGGCACGGCCGAUGGGAAGGCUGUGGGGGGCGAGCAGAGGAUCCGCAGGCCCAUGAACGCCUUCAUGGUCUGGGCUAAAGAUGAGAGGAAGCGACUGGCCGUGCAGAACCCCGACCUGCACAACGCUGUGCUCAGCAAGAUGCUCGGUCAGUCAUGGAAGGCCCUUAGUGCCACAGACAAGCGACCAUUUGUGGAGGAAGCAGAGCGUCUGCGUGUCCAGCACCUCCAGGAUCACCCAAACUACAAAUACAGGCCUCGCCGCAAGAAGACCACCAAAAAACUGAAGCGGGUCGAGCCGGGGCUUCUGCUCCACAGCUUAGCCCAGGGCGGGGCACCAGGCCUUGCAUUAGGACACAGUGUCAACCCACUGGGUGCAGAAAGUGGAGGUUCUGCUUACGGACAGCUCGGUGGCCAUCCCUCGCAUCACCAUCACUCCCACCACCUGCUGCACCCACUCGGGCACUUCAGGGACCUCCAGGCCCCGGGACACUCAGAGCUGGAGAGCUACGGCCUGCCCACUCCAGAGAUGUCCCCUCUGGAUGUUCUGGAAGAUGGAGGUGGGGAAUCUGUGUUUUUCCCCCAGCAUGUGCAAGAGGAGGCGGGGAUAGGGGGAUGGAGUGGCUACCACCACCACCUCCACCAUCAUAACCAGCAUUAUAGCCAUAAUUACAACAACCACAGUCAUCACAGCUCCUUAAAUAGCUCAGCGACACACAGUCAGAGUUCAGGAAUGAGUGUUGGUGCCAGUUUGAGUCCAGGUAGGAGCUCCAGAGUUGAGUCAAAUAUGAGCUCCAGGUUAAAUCACACCUCUGGUCACCACAUCGCUUUGAGGAGUCCUGUUAAGUGCCCACCACCUUUAUCUGACUCCUCCUCCCCUGUCUCCUACACCCAGCCCUCCAUCAGCCUCCCUGAGCCGAUUAAAUCCCACCAAACGCCGCAUCAACCCACCGCUCCUGUCGGCUACUUUGGCCAAAUGUAUGGGAACAGUGCUCCAAAUGCAUACUACAUGCCGUCUCACCUGGGCCAGCUCUCACCUCCUCCUGAGAGCUCUCCUUCUUCCUGCUCGUCCUCCUCCAUCCCCACGUCAACCUUCCCUCCUCCUUUUCACUUAGACCCCUCAAAUCCCGAUUCCUCCUGCCAUCUGGGGUCUUCCUCUGCUGAGUUCUGGUCCGAAGUGGACAGGCAUGAGUUCGACCAGUAUGUGAAUGUUGGAAGGAAUCGAGAGGAGGCCUACGGACGUGGUGGGAGCUGUGGAGGUGGCUCCAAAGUCCUGAGUGGGCGCAGUAGCAGUAGUGUAGGUAGCAGCAUGAAUAGCAGCAUUCUUAACAGGGAUGUCAGUAGCAUUUUGAGCGGUGCUGGUGGGUGUGAUGAAGGGAGCAGCCCUCUCAUCUCUGCUCUCUCUGACGCCAGCAGUGCUGUCUAUUACAGUGCCUGUAUCACUGGAUAAAUACUCAAAGAUCUCAUCUCUCUUAUGUACCUCCUUGCAUACUGCACAGUUUGGUUUGGUUCAUUUGAUACACGUGAGGAAGUAUGUUGGGAAGUUUAGUUUCGGCUCAUAUUCUUAAUCAGUGCCAUGCCUUGCUAAUUCCUCACAGAUUCUAAAAUUAAUACGUUUUUGUAAAUGCCAAAAAGAAAAACGCAGAUGAGUGUUUUCUUCAAAUAAACUCUUACUGGAGCUGAAGGAGCCAAAACUUAAUUUUUUAAAAAUGUGCUAACUGGAAAAAAAAAACUUAACUGGAAAAGAAAGCACUUUUAUCAAAUGAAAUAAAACACAAAUGCUAAUGACUUAGUUUUGGAUUAUUAAUUCAUUCCUGAACAUUAUAUGAAAAAGUUGGCUGGCUAGCGAACCAGCUUUUCCUUGAUAGCUGCGUGCCAUGCGCCUGGUGUGUCUAGUUUAGACCAACGUCAACUUGCAAGCAUGAGUAGUUUAUGGCCAUAGGAAUGAAGCUCAUGGCACCUUUCUAGGCAGAUCACUCGCAGAGGGUUUUUUUGCUGAGCAACUUCAAACCCAGCUAUUGUCAGUCAUUUAGCUAACAUAGAGGAUUACAUUCGCUAAUGUUGUUGGCAAACUUAAAGGCACACUUCACCUGCAAAAUGACUACUUGUAUUUUAGUUGCUCUCUGCGUGUUAAACUGAAAUUGUGAAGAAAACUUUGUUUUUUCUUGCAG
This is a messenger RNA of Epinephelus lanceolatus (giant grouper), 2871 nucleotides long. RefSeq names its product SRY-box transcription factor 18 (gene sox18). The record is from RefSeq and is a predicted model, not a curated record. Gene Ontology annotation, cellular component: nucleus. NCBI's taxonomy places the organism in Eukaryota, Metazoa, Chordata, Actinopteri, Perciformes, Serranidae. Gene Ontology annotation, biological process: lymphangiogenesis; positive regulation of transcription by RNA polymerase II; angiogenesis. Gene Ontology annotation, molecular function: RNA polymerase II cis-regulatory region sequence-specific DNA binding; DNA-binding transcription activator activity, RNA polymerase II-specific.